This is a messenger RNA of Aspergillus nomiae NRRL 13137, 966 nucleotides long. Its product is annotated as cytochrome oxidase assembly protein SHY1. Lineage: Eukaryota; Fungi; Ascomycota; Eurotiomycetes; Eurotiales; Aspergillaceae. Gene Ontology annotation, biological process: mitochondrial respiratory chain complex IV assembly. The record is from RefSeq and is a predicted model, not a curated record. The transcript has 4 exons. Gene Ontology annotation, cellular component: membrane; mitochondrion. Bases 1 to 966 code for a protein of 321 amino acids.
AUGCGGUCGAUCUUUUCGGUCCUGCAACGGACCGCAGCAACCUCAUGGCAGCCGCCAAUCGCCGCGUCGAUUCGGGGUCCCCGGAUGGCGUUCAAGCUGGAUUCGAUUUGCGCCAGAUGUCGCCGUCAACAGAUUCGGUUCUAUAACAAGCAGCUGGCCGAUGAUCCGCGAUGGCUGUCGGUUGUGGAUCAACCUGCGCAAAUUGUUCGUACCGGGCGAAAACACGGACCAGGUUUGAUCAUCUUAGCUCUAAUUCCUAUCAUCUCGUUCGCGCUCGGCACUUGGCAAAUCCAACGCCUCGAUUGGAAGACCAAGCUGAUCGCAAAAUAUGAAGACCGACUCGUCAAACCUCCUCUUCCGCUGCCUCCACAGAUCGACCCAGACGCCAUUUCCGAAUUUGAUUAUCGACGGGUCUACACUACGGGACGCCUCCGACAUGACCAAGAGAUGCUCGUUGGUCCUCGCAUGCGCGAGGGUGAGGAUGGUUUUAUCGUUGUGACGCCGCUGGAGAGAGGGGAGGGAGAAAGCACUGUCCUGAUAAACAGAGGCUGGAUCUCGAAGAAAAUGAAGGAUCAGAAGGACAGGCCCGAGGGUCUCCCCCAGGGAGAGGUCACAGUCGAAGGCUUGCUACGGGAACCUUGGAAGAAAAACAUGUUUACGCCGGACAAUAAGCCCGAGGACGGAAAAUUCUACUUCCCUGACGUUGAACAGAUGGCUGAGAUUACUGGUAGCCAGCCGGUAUGGAUUGAAGAGACUAUGAUUGCGGACAUGGUUGAAUGGUAUAACAGAAGUGGCAAGGGUAUCCCUAUCGCUCGCGGCGCCGAAGUGAAUUUGCGAAACAAUCACAGCCAGUACAUCUUCACAUGGUACGGGCUGUGCUUCGCAACAUCAAUCAUGUUGUGGAUGAUCAUACGUAAAAGGCCCAAUGAGGCGACUCGUCGUGUUCGCCAAAAUGUAAAUUGGUGA